Messenger RNA from Didymosphaeria variabile, 4266 nucleotides. RefSeq lists its product as uncharacterized. Gene Ontology annotation, molecular function: protein binding; calcium ion binding. Gene Ontology annotation, biological process: endocytosis; endosomal transport. Bases 1 to 4266 code for a protein of 1421 amino acids. The record is from RefSeq and is a predicted model, not a curated record. The transcript has 5 exons. Gene Ontology annotation, cellular component: plasma membrane; cytoplasm. NCBI's taxonomy places the organism in Eukaryota, Fungi, Ascomycota, Dothideomycetes, Pleosporales, Didymosphaeriaceae.
AUGGCGGAUCUCGCGGCCAACGGUGCCCUUGAGAGCAGUCUGAACCUCACGCCCGAGGAGAAGCGCGCUUUCCAGUACCUCUUCCAGCAGGCCGAUACAGAAAAGCUCGGCGUCAUAACCGGCGAGGUCGCCGUCAAGUUCUUCGAGCGCACGAAAUUGCAGCCGGCAGUAUUGGGCGAGAUAUGGCAGAUCGCAGACACAGAGAACCGCGGUCUGUUGACGUCGGCGGGCUUCUGCCAGGUGUUGCGCUUGAUCGGCCACUACCAGGCUGGCCGUGACCCCUCGCCAGAGCUUGCCUUUCAGCCCGCCCCUACGUUGCCCAAGUUCGAGGGCCUCUCCAUCCCAUCCGCUCCCGCUCCCGCAGCUCCCGUACCAGGCCCCUUCGCGCAACCACCUGCCAGCAACAUCACGCCGCAGGUUAGCGGAGGAGGCCCGAUCCGCGUGCCUCCGCUGUCGCCUGCCAAAGCGGCUGAGUAUGCGGGGCUGUUUGAGAAGUCGGGUGCUUCCAAUGGCCUUUUGUCCGGCGAGAAUGCGAAACAGAUCUUCGAGAAGGCCAGGCUACCGAAUGAGACGCUGGGGCGCAUAUGGAAUCUAGCGGAUACUGAACAGCGCGGCGCCCUAGGCGUGACAGAGUUCAUCAUUGCGAUGCACCUCCUCGCCUCGUUCCGCACGGGUGCCAUGAAGCAGGUUCCUACCACGUUGCCCGCUGGGCUGUACGAGGCUGCGGCACGCCGAGGGCCCGUUCCGCCCCCGUUGGGUCGUCAAGAUCCCAUUGCGCCUAUUCCCCGGCAGUUCAGCGGACAAGGACCGCAACGUACUCACAGCCCUCUGCGCAAUCAGUACAACACCCCGCCGCAGUCUGUGCAAGCGACGGGAAGCGACUGGGCCAUCAGUCCGCAAGAGAAGACGUCGUACGAUAACCUCUUUAACAAGGUCGAUACUACAGGCCGUGGCUUCAUAACUGGAGAGCAGGCGGUACAUUUCUUUAGUGAUUCUGGUCUUCCUGAAGAUGUACUUGCUGGUAUAUGGGAUCUUGCAGAUAUAAAUUCCGAGGGCCAGCUCUCCAAGGACGAGUUUGCGGUUGCUAUGUAUCUCAUCAGACAGCAGCGGAAACAAGACCGUACCCCGCUACCCACUACGUUACCUCCUCACCUAAUCCCUCCGAGCAUGCGGAAUCAGGUCAGACAAGCACCGCUCGCGGUGCCGGAACCACCAUCUGCAGCUCCGCAGCCUAAGUCCGCCGCAGACGACCUCUUUGGGCUCGAUGCAUUUUCUGCUCCUUCAGCACCUGCCCCUCUGCAGCUACAACAGACAACUGGUGGAUCAGCGCCUUUCUCAAAACCUUUCGACAACGAUCCGUUUGCAAGCAAGACCGCCUCUCCCACCUCACCCCAGCCAUUCCAGCCCUCACCGCGCAAUCCUGCUUCAACAUUCAAGCCCUUUCUACCCACCUCUUCGUUUGGUCAGACACUCACUAGCCAAUCUACUGGGGCCUCCGCGGGCUCCGGUCCGCCUAGGGGUCCACCCUCAGCCAUGGACGAUCUUCUAGGCGAGAGCGACCCCGAGAUUAACAAGAAGCUGACUCAGGACUCCACCGAAUUGGCCAACAUGUCGAACCAGAUGACCACCUUGAGGAAUCAAAUGCAAGAGGUGCAGAAUAAGAGUCGCGCUACAGAAAGCGACCUCAACAGCGUGAGCAAUCAAAAGCGCGAACUGGAGCUACGACUUUCCCAAUUCAAGGCUGCGUACGAGAAGGAGGUGAAGGAUGUGAAAGCCUUGGAAGACCGAUUGGCAUCCUCGAGAACCGAGACGCGGAAGCUCCAACAGGACCUCGCUAUACUUGAAGGCACCCUCAAAGACCUCCAGAACCAACACCAGCAAGUUGGGACGGCUCUAGAAACAGACCAGCGCGAGAACAAUAACCUAAAGGAGCGUAUCAGGCAAGCCAACGCUGAGAUCGGAAACUUGCGGCCCCAGCUUGAUAAAUUGAGAAACGAUGCUAGGCAACAGAAGGGUAUGGUAGCGAUCAAUAAGAAACAGCUUGCUACCAAUGAAGGCGAGCGCGACAAGAUCAAAAACGAGAUGAACGAUCUUAAUAAGGCUGCGGAGGAGUACCGUGGUGCCCCUACAGGACCGACUUCGAACGUAGCAAGUCCUGCAGCAUCCACCGCGAGCCACAACACUAACCCAUUCUUCCGCAAGUCACCUCAGCCAACCGAGAAUACCAUGUCACCCUCUGGUUUCGCCCAAGCUGGUCCCCACAAAGACUUCGACAACGUCUUCGGUUCGUUCGGCUCCCCCCAGACCUCAGCUCCUCCAACUUCCUUCCGAGCGGACAGCCAAACUCAAGUGCCGACGUUCUCAGCUCCUUCUGGUCAGUCUGUCCGCUCCUCUGAGGGACCAGAUGUGCCGACUCCGUCCACCUCCCCGCCGUUGUCGUCUUAUCAAGAAUCCCCUCGCGCCGGAGAGCUACCUGCACCCCCUGAAUCACGUCAAUUCGGAUCCUCAUUUCUCCCGCUGAGAAAUGAAGUGCCCCGCUCAGACUCUUUCAGCUCGUCAGUCAAGGUGUCGGCCCCUGCGAGCCGGUAUGGCGGACCUAGUGGAACAGGCAAUGAAACGCCUACGAUUUCAGCGGCCUCGCCUGCCGCAACGCCCGUACAAGACAAGCCUCCUACAGUAGAACGCACGCUUUCUUCUGAAACCCAGAAGACCGAGACUGACAACUUCAAUCCCUCGCUUUUUGACCGUAUCUCUACAGCUUCACCAGUGGCAAGCAUCACGAGCGAGACGAAGUCUACUACCAGGGGUGAGGAUCGGAAGGACACCUUCUCCGGCUUUGGUGGCCCUCUGCCUAGCAAAGAUCUUCCCGGAGCGUUCCCCAGGGACACCAGCUCUCCGCUUCAGCAAAUGCCUACUGGUGGUAGCAGCUUCAGCGAGCAGAGUAAGACCUAUGGUCGUAGUGACCCGUUCUCGCCCCCAGCUAACGACCAGCCACGUCCUGGUCAGAAGGUUGAUUUUGAUGCUGCAUUCGCUGGAUUCGGUACGAGCCGCCAGAACACUGAGCCUACUGGAACGAAUGGAGAAUCGAACGGAGCAGCAAGAAAGUUCAAUAAGGAGUUCCCUCCCAUCGAGGAUAUAGGCCGCGACGAUGACAGCGACAGCGCAAGCGAACAAGGCUUUGCUGACAACUUCACAUCAGCCUCCCCUCAACAGCAUCGUUCAAGUGUUGGACAAAACCAGGCUCCGCAGCCCAACACUGCUCCGGCCGGUGGUGACGUUUCUCACGACGACCUCUAUGCGGCUCCGCCACCAACGACUCGCCUUGAUUCGAGCGUAGGUGGACUGCCUUCCCCAACUGCGCAGAAGUCACCUCCUAGCUAUGAAUCUACCGUGAGCCCGCACCGAAGCGGUUCAAACCAGUUCCCGCCAGAGUUUGGAGGCCUUCUUCCUGCUAGAACUGAUCCCACCUCACCAACCACGUCUCAAUCUCCCGAGAAAUCGUUUGCAACACCCGCGGGAGGGCAUGGUGCUGCUCUCUUUGGCGGCUCUUCGGCUGCAAAGUCUACCACAACAUCGCCACCUCCUGCGGAUACCCCAUCAUCGACGGUGCCUUCAGACGCUUAUCACUCAGCUGUCUCUCAGCCACCCAGUAGUGACAUGACAGCUCAGGCCCAGCCCAAAUCCGCUUUCAACGAUGACUUUGACGCUGGGUUUGACGACCUGACCGAUGCCAAAGAGGCAGAUGAUAAAACAGACGAUGACCUAUUCGCCUCACAACACCGCGAAGGAUUCGAUGAGUUCAACCCUGUCUUUGACUCACCAGCUGCAUCCAAGGCCAAUACUAUGCAAUCGCAGCAGACGCCCACAGGCAAAGCUCACAGCGGCGAAGACAGCUUCAGCGACUUUGAGCAUCUUUCCAGGAGCUUUGGGCAACCGGCAGCACCCCAGCCAGCCUCUUCGUCUCAGGACUGGGACGCGAUUUUCUCCAACAUGGAGUCAUCCCAGGAUAAGGGUUCGUUGCAAGCGCCGAGCGAUUUUAGCAAGUCGGUGUUCGACUCCCUUGAUCGCGACGAAAGCGCUGGUUCCUCGAAGUCCCCCACGAUGCCUCAACUGGGCCGCGCCAUCAGCACUGGCACGGAACAUGACGACCCCAUUCUGAAGAAGUUGACGGGGAUGGGAUACUCCCGUGAUGCUGCUUUAGGCGCUCUGGAGAAGUUUGACUACGACAUAAACAAGGCUGCUGAUUACUUGACAGCCUCGCACUAG